Schistosoma haematobium is the source of this 5044-nucleotide messenger RNA. RefSeq lists its product as uncharacterized. The record is from RefSeq and is a predicted model, not a curated record. The transcript has 20 exons. NCBI's taxonomy places the organism in Eukaryota, Metazoa, Platyhelminthes, Trematoda, Strigeidida, Schistosomatidae. Bases 2305 to 4593 code for a protein of 762 amino acids.
ACUUUUCUCCUUGACGACGGCUUCGAAAAGUUUUAAUUAGGAAUGAAAUGCCUGUGAAGAGUAAAGCUAGCUUUUUGGAGGCAUAUAAUAGCCUCACGGACAAACAUUUGGUAAACUAUUUUUCUACAUCUCGGAUGAGACGGCAUCUUAUAAACAAUGGACUAAUUACAGAGAAUGGUGAAGUCAUACCGGAAUCGGAAUAUAAAGAGACAAAAAUUCGUGAAAAUCUAAAGCGCGCCUUUUUAGAAGUCAUUGCUCAUGCUAUGGUUGAAAAAUCACUAGAAGUAGAACGUUUACGCCAGGGAAAAUUACAAAGGGAUUUAGAGGAAUUAUGUCGCUUAAACAGAGUUAAGCGGUUGAGAGAAGAACGUCAACAACGUUCAGAAGAAGCGAUACUAUCUAAGUUAGUAAUCAACAGUCCAAGAUCAAUAGAGAAAUCAGAAUUUUUAGAAACACACUACCCAGAUAAUACGGUAAUUAUGAUUGAGACUAAAUUAUUAGUUAUCUGACCUAACUGUAAAACAAUGAUUAUACUGUGGAAAUGAGAUUGAAACAACCGCGACAAAUUUCCAACCAGUUUUUAGCCAAUCAGAAAGCAGCUUAUAUAAAUGGAUAGUUCGUGAAAAAGAGAACAAUAAUAUUGCAAAUGUGAACGGAUUUUACCUAAUCGAUAAAUCUAUUGCUUUCUUCUAUAGGUUACUAUGCCUGUAAAUCAAAAAGACAAUAACAUAUAAACUCAUCCUUAUGGAUAUAGAUUGUCCAUAUUCCUGAACCCUUAAAAAGGACUCAAAUGGAUUUUUAAGUCCCUACAUUGUUUCUACUUAAGGUUAGGUAUUUAGGAUCAGGAUUAAAAGUUUAGGGCAGGGGUUUCCACCACGAAAUGAUAUCAGAUAUAAUGUAAAAAUGAAUUUUACUCAAAAAUACAAGAAUCUGUUUAGCUCAUCAAACAUAAAAUGUAGUAUCACCAGGUUAAAGUUUGUUUCAAGAUUGGUAGUUUAGGGUUAAGAUUAAAGUAUAGUGUCAGUUUUCCUAUUAUAUUCAAUGGAAAAGGACAACAUUAAGCGUUCAAUACCUUUAACACUAUCAUUUUUAAGCAAAGAUGGAUAGUGGCUUGCAGUGGAAUCCAAAACGCGCGUUUUAUCCUAUUUGGGACUUGCCAGCUGGAUGUACCGGCAUCUCAUUCCAUUCCACAAGCAAGUGGCUAUCAGGAUUCAGUAGCUAAGUGGAUAAUGAGACGGCGUUUGAAACGAAUCGUACUGAGUCUGAGUCUCAGAGCGAACAUCAACUCAGUUCCGAAUGGGACGAAACGCGCGUCCUGGAUUCCACUACUAUUCACUAUCCUUAUUUCCACAACUAAUUAAUUUCGAUAAUGUAAUGAGAAGACGAAGUUAAUCAGAGUUAUAUGCAAUACAUUCGGAACAAUCUGACCACACAUAAUAUACUUGUUAGGACAUUAUUCUAUGAAAAUUAAAAGGUCAACUAGGCUAGUUAAAGGUAAGCCGUAACAAAGAAAAAAAUAUAGUACACAAAAGCAUUGUGAUAACCACUCUGGAGAACAAAUCAGUAUUACCAGGUUUCCGUAUAGCCAAGGCUUCAAUGAACAUUAGUAUACAUCCUUGAAGACUUUUGUACAACACUACAAACGCUGACUUGGAAUCCUGAAGGGAAGCGGAAAAGAGGAAGGCCAAAAAACACAUUGCGUCGGGAAAUAGAAGCAAAUAUGAAAAGGAUGAAUAACAACUGGAAAGAGCUGGAAAGGAUUGCUUGGGACAGGGUUGUAUGGAGAAUGCUGGUGGGCGGCCUAUGCUCUUCCACGAGGAGUAAUAGGCGUAAACUAAUCAAAAUAAUCAACAAAAGAUAAACAAGAAAAAAUCAACAAAAAGAAAACAUUCUCAAAAGAAUAAACAAUUUCAUUAUCAAAUCAUUACGUCAUCAUUAACGCCUUAUUCAUCAGAAUAUUAUUCUUAUUAUCGACAAUCAAAGUCUCCAUUUCGUAGGUCAUCCAAUUCUUCAAAUACCAAAAUAAACAAUAAACAAUUGAGAACUUUUGCUAAACAUUCUAAACAUCAUAAUAAUAAUAAUCAUAACAAGUCAAAGGAUAGAGAUAUUCAAGGAGAUCAACAUACAAAAACAAUUGAUGAUUUCCAUCAUGAGAAUAAUGCUCAUAAUGCUUCUGAACAAGUGGAUGAUUAUAAUAUUUGUCGAAAUAAUAAUAAAGAGGUUAGAGAAGCAAGGAAAACAUUGAAUCAGUAUAGACUGCCUUCUCAGACUGAAGUAAAACAAACUUCAUGUAUUGUCAAAUUUAUGUAUCUUGGUAUAUCAAGUACAGAAGAGUCAAAAAUACAACAUAUAAUUGAUCAACAAAAGAAUAAGAAAGAAGAAAAGAAUUCUAUGAAUAAUAAUAAUGAUACCAAUCAAUCAUUGUCACGUUUAAUUACAGUAAUUCAACAACCAAAUGGUGGUAAUACACAUACCCUUUUUAAAGGCCUACUUCAACCAGGUGAUACAUUCCAGAUUAUUUCGAAACGAGUAUAUGGUUUUCCGUUUUCACUAACUAUUUAUGUUGAUGGUACACAGGAUACACGUAUUAGUGCAUGUUGUGAGUAUCGGCAUAGACAAGGAGCUCGUAUUGGUGGAAAACAUGGCCAUUUUAUCUAUUUAUCUGUUGAAGGUUCAUUUCCAUGCUUUAGAUGUCGAGCAUUUAAAAAGCUGAAACAACGACAACAACAAGAAAAGAUGAAAAGAAAAGAAAAAUUCACCACUGAUGAAAAUGAUAACAAAAUACAACAGGAAGAAGCAGAUGAAUAUGACAAUAGUGAUGAUUUGAAAGUUUAUGAAGAUGAUUUUGAAACAGAAGACAAAAAAAUUAAUGGAGAUGGCGAUUACAAUGAAGUAGAAGAAAAAUUGGAAGUUGUUCAACCAUCAGGAAUAAAUAAAGUAGAUAUCAUCACAUUGAAUCGUGAGAAUACACUUUCAUCUAUUCACAAUAAUGAUUUCUAUCCACUUAGUUCUUUGUCGACAAUUUCAAGGCAUAAUUGUCGAGAAGAUUCUCAUUUGUCUUCAAUAGAACCUGAAAAAACAGAUGAUUCCAAAGAUAAUAAAAGAAAUGGUUAUGAUGAAAUCAAUUUUAUGGAAUAUUUUCAAGCUGCUUUACAUUCACUUGUCUUGAAUGAAAAUAAUAUUAAUGGUUGUUUACGUUGUAUAAUUUGGUUAAGUAUCUCACCUAAAAAAUGUACCCUAAUGGAAUAUGAUAAUGAUGAUGACGACGACGAUGAUGAUGAUGAUGAUCCAAAGGAAUUAACCAAGAAAAAUCAGUUUUGUGAAGCAAUUAUUAGACAACAGGAUGAAGAUUUAAUGCGCCUUGUUUUACCACAACCGAAUACUGGUGAUAAAUUGAAACUGCGCUGGCCAUUGAAUGAUUUGAAGAUUACAGAUAAAAUCAAAUAUGUUGAUUUUUGUAAUUUGUCGAAUGUUUUAACCGUACCUCUAUCUGAUGUUGAAAAACUUGAGCUCUCUUUAGAAAUACCAGAAGAGGAUAUCAUGUAUAAAUUUGUGGAACAUUCAUCAUUAAAAGAUGAUCGUUUGAUUACAUUCAGAAAUCCUUUGAAAAUAAUCCUUGAAGAUGAAGAAAAUGAUGAAAUGAAUAGUUAUUCACUGUUACGAUUUCUAUAUGAAUUAAAUAACGGGUGUAAUGAUGAUGUGGAAAAUGAAAAUCCAGCUGAACGUUUUGAAAAUAUCAAAGAUGAUUAUGACAGUGGAAAAUCAAGUGAAUCAUCUCCUCCAGUAUCACCGUCACUUGCCGAAAAAAAGAUUAAAUCACCUGUAAAGAAAAAGGAAAAUUCCAAAUCAUCAUCGUUUUCAUCGUCAUCUUCCUCUUCAUCAUUAUCAUCAUCAUCAUCGUCGUUGUCGUCAUCAUCAUCAUCGUUGAAUUCACCUUCUUCAAAGUUGAAGUCAUCUAAAAUCACUUCAACAAAUAUCUUCUCAAAUCAGUCGAACAGUCCAUUAACAUCAGACACUUUAACACCAACAUUUGAAAAGGAAUCUGAAAAUCAAACUGAUGAAAUACUUGAUUUGGAAUGGAUAAAUCCAUGUGAAAAUAAGACUGUUGAAUGUUCUAUUGAAAAUACUACAACUACUGUUAAUUAUGAAAAUAUGAAAAGGAAUAAUAGUACUGAAUCAUUGGAAAAUAACACGAAACAAGAUCCUACUAUUACUUCAGUUAUUCACAAUGACAAUGUUUAUCAAAACUCUGAAUUUCAGUCAUCAUCAUCAUCAGUAACAAGUGGUCGGUCAAUGGAAUUAAAUUCAUCAUUAUACAAUAAGAAUCAAGUUGUAGACGUUAGUUCUCAGCAUUCUUUACCUACAUCAUCAUCAGUACUGCCUUCGUCUACUAUUAGUUCUUCACCAUCAUCAUCUCCAAUCUUUACUACUACUUUGAUUGGUCUAGAAAAACCACAACUAUCGUCCAAUUCUUCUAUUGAUGAUGAUAUUUCAUCACAAUUAAUUUAUUCAAAGGAAAAACAUAUUGAAUCUAAUAAUUGUAAAGUGACUACUAACAAUAAUGAUCAUGAAAUGUUGACAGAAUUCGUCUAAACAUUACAAGAAUCUGAUAUUGGCUUAGAUUGUUUAUCAGUGACGGAGACUAGGGAUGAUGAUCACAAUUGUUUGUUUGUUGUGAUUUACUACAAGAGGCGUUAUUUAUUCUUUAAGAUUAUAGAUUACUAUUAUUAUUGUUAUUAUUAUUCUAGAUCUCUUAAAUAGAUUAUGGUUUUGUUUCUUUUCUUUUUGUCUAUGUUUUUGAUGGAGUUUUAUUCUCUGAGUUGGAUGAUUUGGUCGUGGAACUUUCAUCGUUCCUCUGGACGACAUCAUCAGCAACAAUAACUUCAGAUAGAAGUCUUCUAUUUGCAGAAGACUUCUAUCUAUCAUCCACCUGAGCUACAAAUAUUCUCCACCAUUUUUGCCUAUCGUAUUUCGUCAAACAAGAAAAUGAAUACUUUCCCACAAUUCAUUAAUGGAAAUUAACUAUUCGUUGUUCUAAAAUUAA